AUGGCUUAUCCAAGAAGAACAAUCCGUCCGUCGAGACGAUCAACGUCUUCGUCGUUGAUGUCAAAAAUAACAUUAUUCGCUUUCGUCCUCAUCGCCGUCAUCUGUUUCUUACCUGUUGGUCAUCAGGUCAGAGCUGAGGACAAGGAGGUAGACGUUGGCACUGUCAUUGGUAUUGAUUUGGGUACGACUUAUUCUUGUGUUGCUGUCCAUAAAGGUGGAAAAGUAGAAAUCAUCGCCAACGACCAAGGAAACCGUAUCACACCAUCAUGGGUAGCAUUCACAGAAGAAGAACGAUUGAUCGGUGACGCAGCUAAGAAUCAAGCUUCCAAUAACCCCGAGAACACCGUUUUCGACGCCAAGCGUCUGAUCGGUAGAUCGGCGGAUGAUGCUGAUGUCAAGAAGGAUCAGAAACACUGGCCUUUCAAGAUUGUUAACAAAGGUGGAAAACCAAUGAUUCAAGUCAACCAUAAAGGUGACCUUAAGGAAUUUACUCCUGAGGAGAUUUCCGCCAUGGUCUUGACUAAGAUGAAGGAGACCGCCGAAGCUUACCUUGGUCACAAAGUCACUCACGCUGUUGUCACUGUCCCUGCCUACUUCAAUGACGCCCAACGAUCCGCUACCAAAGAUGCUGGUACCAUCGCUGGUCUUACCGUUCUCCGAAUUGUCAAUGAACCUACUGCCGCUGCUAUUGCCUACGGUCUUGACCGAACUGGUAAAGCUGAAUCUCAAAUCAUUGUUUACGAUCUCGGAGGUGGUACUUUCGAUGUCUCCCUCCUUUCCAUCGAAGAUGGUGUAUUUGAAGUAUUGGCUACUGCCGGUGAUACCCACUUGGGUGGUGAAGAUUUCGACAACCGAGUUAUCGACUACCUCGUCAAACAAUACAAGAGAAAGACCGACGUUGAUGUCAGCAAGAACAACAGAGCUAUGGGUAAACUCAAGAGAGAAGUUGAAAAGGCCAAGAGAACCUUGUCUUCUCAAAUGAGUACUAAGAUUGAGAUUGAAGCCUUCGAAGGUGGUAACGAUUUCUCGGAGACCCUCACCCGAGCUAAAUUUGAAGAACUCAACAUGGAUCUUUUCAGAAAGACCAUGAAACCCGUUGAACAAGUUCUUAAGGAUGCCGGUGUUAAGAAGGAAGAAAUUGAUGAUAUCGUUCUUGUCGGUGGUUCCACUAGAAUUCCCAAAGUCCAACAACUCCUCAAGGAAUACUUUAAUGGUAAAGAACCUUCCAAAGGUAUCAACCCUGAUGAAGCUGUUGCCUACGGUGCUGCUGUUCAAGGUGGUAUCCUUUCCGGUGAAGAGGGAAGCAGUGGUGUCCUUUUGAUCGAUGUCUGUCCCUUGACCCUCGGUAUCGAGACUACCGGAGGUGUUAUGACCAAACUUAUUGGCCGAAACUCUGUUGUUCCAACCAAGAAGUCUCAGAUCUUCUCCACCGCCGUCGACAACCAACCUACCGUACGAAUCCAAGUUUACGAAGGUGAACGAUCCAUGACCAAAGACAACAACAUCCUUGGUGAAUUUGAUCUCAACGAUAUCCCACCUGCUCCUCGAGGCGUCCCUCAAAUCGAAGUUACAUUCGAAAUCGACGCCAACGGUAUCCUCAAGGUAUCCGCUAUGGACAAGGGAACCGGUAAAUCCAAGUCUAUCACCAUCACCAACGACAAACGACGAUUGUCAGCCGAAGAGAUUGAGCGAAUGGUCCAAGAAGCCGAAGAAUUUGCUGAUGAAGAUGCCGCUGUCAAGAAGAAGAUCGAAGCUCAAAACUCCCUCCAGAACUUUGUCUACUCUAUGAAGUCCCAAGUUGCCGAUAAAGAAGGUCUCGGUGGUAAACUAUCGGAAGAUGACAAGGAGACUAUCCUCUCAGCUAUCAAGGAAAAGACCGAAUGGCUUGAGGAGAACCCAUCAGCUGAAGCUGAAGAUUACGAGGAUCAAUUAUCUGAACUUCAAGCUGCUGUUGCUCCUAUCACCGCUAAACUCUAUGGUGGUGCCGGUGGUUCAUCAUACGAUGACGACCAACAGCCUUUCAGCCACGAUGAGUUAUAA
Kwoniella botswanensis is the source of this 2040-nucleotide messenger RNA. Its product is annotated as chaperone DnaK. Lineage: Eukaryota; Fungi; Basidiomycota; Tremellomycetes; Tremellales; Cryptococcaceae. Gene Ontology annotation, molecular function: ATP binding; ATP-dependent protein folding chaperone. Bases 1 to 2040 code for a protein of 679 amino acids. The transcript has 9 exons. The record is from RefSeq and is a predicted model, not a curated record. Gene Ontology annotation, cellular component: cytoplasm; membrane; endoplasmic reticulum lumen. Gene Ontology annotation, biological process: endoplasmic reticulum unfolded protein response.